AUGAAGUUACGGAGUGAAAAUCAAUUUCCACCUCUAACAGUCGAAACGACAGUGAAAAUUCCAGUGCCUUGUGUUGAUAGAGGAAAAGUCGAUGCAAAUAAUUUGUUAGGUGUUAUAUUAAUUGUUACUGAUGAUGGAUUCUAUAAAAUAGGAACCAAAAAUGGAAUUUUGUCAUCACUUUAUGCCAGAAACCAAAUAUUUCAAUGCAAGGAACAAUUUAUUAGUAGCAAUGAUGUACCGAAUAUCGAAAUACCACUGAGGACUGCUAGUACUCAAAAUUCAUUAACUGGAAGACAAGGGCAAAACUAA
This is a messenger RNA of Macrosiphum euphorbiae (potato aphid), 309 nucleotides long. NCBI's taxonomy places the organism in Eukaryota, Metazoa, Arthropoda, Insecta, Hemiptera, Aphididae. The record is from the annotation of a GenBank genome assembly.